Scomber scombrus (Atlantic mackerel) is the source of this 984-nucleotide messenger RNA. Its product is annotated as lysophosphatidic acid receptor 6-like. Gene Ontology annotation, cellular component: membrane. Gene Ontology annotation, molecular function: lysophosphatidic acid receptor activity. Gene Ontology annotation, biological process: positive regulation of Rho protein signal transduction; phospholipase C-activating G protein-coupled receptor signaling pathway. The transcript has a single exon. The record is from RefSeq and is a predicted model, not a curated record. NCBI's taxonomy places the organism in Eukaryota, Metazoa, Chordata, Actinopteri, Scombriformes, Scombridae. Bases 57 to 950 code for a protein of 297 amino acids.
AUCUCAGCUACAUUCAGUCGCUGCCACUUCUGUACUGUUUAACAAAGAAACGAAACAUGUGUAACAAUACAACAACAGAGCUGGCAGAAAAGAACACAGCUUAUGCUGUGGUCUUUGGAUCUGUUAUGGUGCUGGGUUUGCCUCUCAAUGCUAUGUCACUGUGGAUUCUGCUUCGCCGACACAGCAUCAAAACCCCCAGUGCUGUUUUCAUGGUCAACCUGGCCAUCUCAGACCUGCUGCUGGUCAUUUCCCUGCCCAUGAGGGUCUACUUUUAUGCCACAGGUACCUGGCCUCUGAAUACAAUGGCAUGCAUCUGGAUUACAAUGCUCUUCAUCAACAACGUCCGCUCAAGCUCCAUCUUCAUCACAUUCAUUGGCAUAGAUCGGCUGCUGGCUGUAGUUUAUCCUCUGAGGACACGCCAUCUGCGAACCACUUCCAACGCCUGGAAGUCUUCUGUGCUCAUAUGGACUUCUGUGGUUAUGGUGAACAUACCAGAAAGCUUUGGCUUUAAAAGAUACUUAGACAGUGGCAAAGAUGAUACCUGUUUUGAAUUUUACCGCAAGAGUGGACAGUCUCUAACAGGACUGGUUUACCUUCAGCCUGUUUUAGUGUGUACUCUGCUGGCCGUCAACAUUGUGACCACUGCUUUGGUGUCUUGGACUCUACGCAGACAUCUCACUGACUCCGCAAAAGUCAACAAGAAGAUGAACGUCAUGCUGAUUUUUGCCAUGAACUUGAUUAUGUUCAUCAUAUUUUUCUUGCCCGUGUCUUUGGUUGUUAUAUCUGAAGACUGGAGACCCUUUUUUAUGCCACUGUCAUGUCUGGCCAGUGUGAACUGUUGUCUGGAUCCACUGCUGUACUAUUUUUCUCUCGAUGGCUUCUGGAAGAAAAAAGAGGAGAUUGACACCUCUCAGGGACAGGUGGCGUUAAAUUCAUACGAUUUAAACUGAAUGUGUGUGUGUGUGUGUGUGUUUAAAUAUAUGU